Arabis nemorensis is the source of this 387-nucleotide messenger RNA. The record is from the annotation of a GenBank genome assembly. Lineage: Eukaryota; Viridiplantae; Streptophyta; Magnoliopsida; Brassicales; Brassicaceae.
AUGCCGCAACUAUCUCCGAGCCGCGUCUCAUGCCGAAGGGGAACAUGUCUCGCGUCUUGUAUCGAGUCAUCAUGUGUGCCGAAGAGAACUACGACGCAUCCUGUGUUGUGCCGAAGAGGAAAGCACCGGGACGCAUCCUGUGCCAAAGAGGAUCGUUCCAGGUCGCAUCCCGUGCCAAAGAGGAUUGUACCAGGACGCGUAACAUGCCAAAGAAGAUCGUGUCAAGCCGCGUCCCGUGCCGAAGAAGAUCGUGCCGAAGAGGAUUGUGUUGGGCCGUAUCCCGUGCCUAAGAGGAUCAUACCGGGCCGCAUCCCAUGCCGAAAGGAGUGCGCCGUGCCGUGUCCUGUGCCAAAGAAAAGCGUGCUAAAGUCUCUUCGACUAUAUUGA